Molecule: messenger RNA, 1485 nt
Organism: Amaranthus tricolor (Joseph's coat)
Lineage: Eukaryota; Viridiplantae; Streptophyta; Magnoliopsida; Caryophyllales; Amaranthaceae
Product: photosystem II D1 precursor processing protein PSB27-H2, chloroplastic
Exons: 4
Coding region: 661-1302 (213 amino acids)
Biological process (GO): photosystem II repair; photosystem II assembly
Cellular component (GO): chloroplast thylakoid lumen; photosystem II
Source: RefSeq, a predicted model, not a curated record
CAACUCUCUUCCUAUUCAUCCUCCCCUUAUCUCUCCAUAUGCUUUCUCUGACCCAAAAAGGGAGACCCAAAUCAAGUACCUCACCAACUCAAUCCCACCCGCGCAUCCAUGCCACCACCACUGCCAUCGCAUGCCUGAGCCACACCACCAUCCAUAACAACAAGCAACUGCCUACCAACUGGGCACCAGCUCCUGCGGCCAAGCCUCACCGACGACCAACUGCUGCCUCCCAAGCAGCUACGCGACACCAGCGCAACAUUCCAUCCCGUCAGCCAGUUACCCGUCUUGCUGCUAACCUUCGCUCUUUUAUUCAUUUAACCUCAUCUUUAUUCUAUAACUUGUGUUCCUCCGUUUAAAUGUUGUUCUUCAAUUUCUUUAAUCCCAAAUCAAAUUAGGGCUUUACUAAAUUGAAGACUUUUAAUUGUUUCUUCAAUUCCAUUGACAUCAAAUUAAGUUAAGGUUAGUAAAAUUGAUGUCCUUUCACUAUUUUGCAACUUGACUACUAAGUCUAAUUAAGCUAGUUUCGAUACAGCCAUUGGAAUUUUGCUCAAUCACCAGAUAUAGAAAAGCUGCUCCUUCGUUAUUCGCUAUCUCGAUCAAAGUUCAUCUUGAGAUAGUAACAACAAAAAAGAUCACCGUUAACAACUGCCACAGGGUACAAUGACUGGAGCUUUAACACCUGCUUACCCAAUUUUAAUCCAAAGGCUCCGGCACAAUACCCAGAACCGGAUUCAUAUCAACUGUAUGGAAACUGAUACAUUCGCAUACCUUCCGUUUCGAGGUAACAGAAAUCAGGCAGUGCGAAUGAUGGUUACCCGUAGACAGUUAAACACUACAUUUUCAUUGGUGGCAAUAGUGACAAUCUAUCAGGGGAUGAUAUCAGAACCAGUUACAGCAGUGGAAAAAGCAGAUGAUAAACAAGAGGAUGAGGGUGUGUUGGACACAAUAAAGUCAUUGUUUGAUCCCAAUGAGAAAACAAAGUCAGGUAAAGUGUUGCCUAAGGCUUACUUGAAAUCAGCAAGGGAAGUUAUAAAGAAUCUUCGAGAGUCUUUAAAGGAAGAUCCAAAAGAUAAUGCCAAAUUUAGACGAACUGCUGAUUCUGCAAAAGAAUCUAUUAGGGAAUAUUUGAUCAACUGGAGAGGCCAGCCAGCUCUAACCAAGGAGGAAUCUUACAUAGAGCUGGAGAAAGUAAUAAGAUCCCUUGCCAGCUUUUAUGCAAAGGCAGGUCCAUCAGCUUCACUCAGUGAUGAAGUCAAGACAGAGAUCUUGCAUGAUUUAGAUAUUGCUGAACAAUUUUUGUAGCUGCACAUAUUUUGCCUUGUAUAGAAUUGGUCUCAGACUCUUUGUACACACUACUCUUUACUGAAAGAGCUGUAACCCUAAUCUCCUAUUGCACAUCUGCAGAUUCUCAUUGUUCGAACAUUCAGUCAGUAAUUAAAUAGGUUGAUUAUACAGGUAGUUACAGCAUAAUUGGCUGUGUUCUUC